Phacochoerus africanus (Common warthog) is the source of this 1931-nucleotide messenger RNA. RefSeq names its product lipase member K-like. Gene Ontology annotation, molecular function: hydrolase activity, acting on ester bonds. Lineage: Eukaryota; Metazoa; Chordata; Mammalia; Artiodactyla; Suidae. The record is from RefSeq and is a predicted model, not a curated record. The coding region runs from base 123 to 1316 and encodes 397 amino acids. Gene Ontology annotation, cellular component: intracellular membrane-bounded organelle. The transcript has 10 exons.
GGCUGUUUGAAACAGAGCAUGCUCCAUUGACAGCUGCCUCUGGAAAGAGUUGAAAUCUCUCUGAACCUUUCAGGACUUGAAGACAGACCCCCCCAGAGACUUCACAGAUCAGGCAAUUCCAAAUGUGGCCUUUAGCAGCAGCAUGCUGGAUGCUUCUUCUUGGAACUACGUGUGGUUAUCAUAAGAAAGGAAGGACCACAAAUCCUGAAGCUAAUAUGAAUAUUAGCCAGAUUAUUUCUUACUGGGGCUACCCUUCUGAAAAAUAUGAUGUUGUGACAAAAGAUGGUUAUGUCCUUGGAAUUUACAGAAUUCCUUAUGGAAGAGAAUGUCCAAGAACAGCUCCAAAGCCUGUUGUAUAUUUGCAGCAUGGCUUAGUUGCAUCUGCCAGUAAUUGGAUUUGCAACCUGCCCAACAACAGCUUGGCUUUCCUUCUGGCAGAUUUUUGUUAUGAUGUAUGGAUGGGGAACAGCCGGGGAAAUACCUGGUCCAGGAAACACUUGAAAUUUUCACUCAAAUCACAAGAAUACUGGGCCUUCAGUUUGGAUGAAAUGGCUAAAUAUGACCUUCCAGCCACAAUCAAUUUUAUCCUAGAGAAAACGGGACAGGAGCAACUCUACUAUGUGGGCCACUCCCAGGGCACCACCAUUGCUUUCAUAGCAUUCUCCACUAAUCCAGAACUGGCUAAAAGGAUUAAGAUAUUUUUUGCACUGGCUCCAGUCACCACAGUGAAAUACACCCAGUGUCCUCUGAAACAAUUAACAGCUCUUUCCAGAGACGUAGUCAAGGUAUUAUUUGGUGACAAGAUGUUCUCUCCUCACACGUUUUUUGACCAAUUCAUUGCCACCAACAUGUGCAACUGGAAGAUAUUUCAUCAUAUUUGCAGCAACUUUAUAUUUACUUUGAGUGGAUUUGAUCCAAAAAACUUAAACAUGAGUCGCUUGGAUGUUUAUUUGGCACAGAGCCAUGCGGGAACAUCUGUUCAGAAUAUGCUGCACUGGGCCCAGGCUGUUAAUUCUGGUCGGUUCCAAGCAUUCGAUUGGGGAAACCCUUAUCAGAACAUGAUGCACUUCCACCAGCUUACACCUCCCCUAUACAACGUUUCUAAGAUGGAAGUUCCAACAGCAGUGUGGAGCGGUGGACAGGACCGUGUGGCUGAUCUCAAAGAUGUUGAGAAUUUACUCCCUAAAAUUACCAGGCUUAUUUAUUACAAGUUGAUUCCACACUACAAUCAUGUGGAUUUUUACCUUGGACAAGAUGCACCCCAUGAAAUUUACCAAGACCUAAUUAGAUUGAUGGAAGGAUGUUUCCAAAAUUAAACACACUUUCCUUUCUCCAAGUAAGUGAGAUUUUUGUAAUAAAAAUAAGGUGCACAAACCCUAAGGUGACCCCCUCCAAUAAUUUUCACUUUGUAGUGUCCAAGAAUUUGUGAACCCUUUCCCCUUGCAUGUGGGAGGCAUCAGACUUACUUCUAGACAAGAGAAUUGGCAAAGGAGAUGGAAUGUCAGUCCCUGAAUAUGUUGUAUUACAUGAGGAUUCAUCUUAGCAGACUGGAGCAAAAGAUCCCCCUUGUAGGCUUGAUGAAAUACAGAUAUGUUGAGGAAGCUGACAUGGGAAGGGACUGUGUGAGCCUUCUGGGGUCAGCAGGGGACCUCCAACCAAUUACCUACAAAAAUUUGGGACUCAGUCAUAUGCCUAUGAGAAAACGAGUUCUGUCUAAAGCCUGAAAUGAGCUUGGAAGCCUAUUCUUUCCAAGUAAAGCCACCCGUUGAGAAAGCAGCCUGUUCAACCCCUGAAUUGCAGCCUGGUGAGACCCUGACCAGAGGACCAGCUAUACCAUGCCUGGACUACAGACCCACGGAAACAGUGAGAGAAUAAAUAUACAUUGUUUUGCACCACUAAGUUUUUGCUAAUUUGCAGUCAGCAAUGGUAAA